Molecule: messenger RNA, 1671 nt
Organism: Gastrolobium bilobum
Lineage: Eukaryota; Viridiplantae; Streptophyta; Magnoliopsida; Fabales; Fabaceae
Product: DUF21 domain-containing protein At4g14240
Exons: 13
Coding region: 24-1460 (478 amino acids)
Biological process (GO): magnesium ion homeostasis
Cellular component (GO): intracellular membrane-bounded organelle
Source: RefSeq, a predicted model, not a curated record
UUCUGAAUUCUGAGUGACAGAGUAUGUUGGCUCUGACUCUGAAUGCGAUGAACCUUGGUCGGAGGGUGUUCCCUCCGGGGCACUUCGUUAACGAUGCUGAGGAUAUUCCGUUUGGGACGUUGUGGUGGUUCGUUUAUGCUGGAGUUUCUUGUUUGCUUGUUGUCUUCGCUGGGAUUAUGUCUGGUCUCACCCUUGGCUUGAUGUCACUGGGACUUGUUGACCUUGAAAUUCUCCAGAGGAGUGGCUCUUCCACCGAGAAAAAACAAGCUGCUGCCAUUUUUCCUGUUGUUCAAAAACAGCACCAGUUGCUUGUAACCUUGCUUCUUUGUAAUGCUUGUGCCAUGGAGGCACUUCCAAUUUACCUUGAUAAAAUUUUUCAUCCUGUUGUAGCAGUAUUGUUAUCUGUAACUUUUGUUCUAGCUUUUGGAGAGGUUAUCCCACAAGCUAUAUGCACAAGAUAUGGGCUCUAUGUUUGUGCAAAUUUUGUGGGGCUUGUACGUGUCCUGAUGAUCAUCUGUUAUCCAAUUGCUUAUCCUAUAGGAAAGGUUCUGGAUGUUUUACUUGGACACAAUGAUGCACUGUUUAGGCGAGCACAAUUGAAAGCCCUUGUUUCAAUCCUUAACCAAGAGGCUGGUAAAGGAGGUGAACUCACACACGAUGAGACAACAAUUAUCAGUGGAGCGCUAGAUCUCACUGCAAAGACUGCAGAGGAAGCUAUGACACCAAUUGAAUCUACAUUUUCCUUGGAUGUUUCUUCCAAAUUGGACUGGGAAGCGAUUGGUAAAAUUCUUACACGAGGUCAUAGCCGUAUUCCCGUAUACAGUGGAAAUCACAAAAAUAUAAUUGGCCUCUUACUAGUAAAAAAUCUUCUUACUGUACGAGCUGAAGCAGAGACUCCAGUUGGUGCUGUUUCCAUCCGAAGAAUUCCUAGGGUUCCAGCAGACAUGCCUUUAUAUGAUAUCCUCAAUGAGUUUCAAAAAGGAAGCAGCCAUAUGGCAGCUGUAAUCAAGGUUAUAAGUGAGAGAAACAACCCUCAGGCUGCUGGUGAUAUUGAGAAAUACAAGGAUGAAGAAGUCAUCAAAUCCAGUUCUCAACUAACUAUUCCAUUUCUGGCCAGGUCUUCUGAGAAAUCAGAGAAUGUUGUCAAUAUUGACAAACCUCCUAAACAUUCUGCUUGCCAACAAUGUCAGAAAAAUGGCACUACAGCAAAUGGUGUCCACCACUUUCCUGAUAAUGCUGAAGAUGGAGAAGUUAUUGGCAUCAUAACCCUGGAGGAUGUUUUUGAAGAACUCCUGCAGGAAGAAAUCGUAGAUGAGACUGAUGUGUAUAUAGAUGUACAUAGAAGAAUACGUGUUGCUGUUGUGGCAGCUGCUUCAUCUGUGGCACGAGAUCCAUCUAGCCGGAAGUUGACAGGUCACAAGUCUAUAGCAGGGGAACCAAACAAGCAGGUGAAAGCUUGACUAAGUUUAUAGAUGAUGACUUACAUUCAAGGAGAGUUUCAGGAUAUCUGAUGGAGUAUCUCCUGGGCAAUACAACAUUAGAUUAAAUCAUACUCUUUCUGUAUAAAGUUGUGUGGCCACUGCCACUGGUGCAUUUUGAUGUUAGGACGUUAUAAUAUAGCUUGGAGAUGUAGGUCAUGCUUUUUUUUAGUCUUUUUUAUAAAAAUGUAGG